Molecule: messenger RNA, 830 nt
Organism: Prunus dulcis (almond)
Lineage: Eukaryota; Viridiplantae; Streptophyta; Magnoliopsida; Rosales; Rosaceae
Exons: 1
Coding region: 24-461 (145 amino acids)
Source: RefSeq, a predicted model, not a curated record
UUUGUUAGAGAAGAAAAACAACCAUGAAGAAAAAGUUACAGCCUGAGGAUGACAGAGAACUUGAAAUUCUCAAGGCUGUGGCACAAGCUUGGUACAGCCACUCCAGCGGCUCUAGGCCCACGUCCGAAUUUGAUGCUCACUGGAGAAAUUUCAGAGGCAGAUUACCGUCUCGGUUCAAGCUCGAAGCGAUGAGAAAGUCUACAUCAGCUAGUAAUCAGGCUAGUGGUUAUGCAGCAUGGGACUUUGGGCAGUCACUAUGGGAUGCUUAUGAGAUUGUGGCUGUGUCCAAAAGGUUAGAGACUGGGUUAUUCGUUGAUGAAAAUCCAUUCAAUAAGCUGGAUAGUCCGACCCGAGUCAUUAGGAGGCGUAGGGAGAGCAAGCACAGCCUCAGAAGUUUGUUUGAUAAAAUGUCUUCAAGGAGAUUUAAUGAGGCUGAUGUCCCACCUGAUAAUGAUACUUAAUUCUGGUCCUUCUGUGAGGUUCUUGUCUCUUUUUUUCUUGGCAGGAUUUUCGUUCUUGUUAAUGUGAAUUGCAGCUCAAGCUUACCUUACCAUCGCAAUUUUCUUCUAAUAUAGCAAACAGGGGAAUGGGGUGGGGAGAGCUUAUACUUGGGUCAUUGUGCCUGUAACUUUUUACACCAGAAGUACAUUAAUAAAAGAAGAGUCUGAAUGGACCUUUUUUUUUUGUGUGUGUGUGUGUUUGUUUGUUUGUGUUGUUAUGUGCCAGUGUACCUAUGCUUAAGAAUAAUCCUCUUUUGCCUUUUUCCGAAUUCCUCCAUCUAUUCUUUAUGGCUUCUUAUCUAUGUUUUGUGUUUUGAUGCUGCUGGUGGU